Bipolaris zeicola 26-R-13 is the source of this 174-nucleotide messenger RNA. RefSeq lists its product as uncharacterized. NCBI's taxonomy places the organism in Eukaryota, Fungi, Ascomycota, Dothideomycetes, Pleosporales, Pleosporaceae. The record is from RefSeq and is a predicted model, not a curated record. The transcript is spliced from 2 exons. The coding region runs from base 1 to 174 and encodes 57 amino acids.
AUGAAGCUCGUCGCAGUCCUCGCCACCGUCCUCAGCGUCGUCUCCGCUGUCGCUAUCCCAGCUGAGCUCCAAGAACGCCAAUGUCUUAACAACGGAACCAUUUUGUGCGGAGACACAAACACUACUUGUCAGCCCCCGGGAACAGCUUGCAUUAUGCGUAAAGGCAACAAUUAG